Molecule: messenger RNA, 3885 nt
Organism: Amoebophrya sp. A25
Lineage: Eukaryota; Dinophyceae; Syndiniales; Amoebophryaceae
Source: the annotation of a GenBank genome assembly
GAAAGCUAUUGCAAAGGAUGCACAAGAGCAACUGGCACCCCGAAGCUGCGAAUCCUUGGCGCUACGGUCUAGCUGCAAACCUCAAAUUCGCACUCAUAGAGUUGGCACAAGUUGGCAGAUACGAUUCGUUGAUCGUUCUAGAACUGGAUAUGGUCAUCUUCAAUCCAUUGAGAAUGCUGUAUUUUUUGUGCCAUGUUUCGGAUACGAGGACUUCUACGUCGAGAAGGUUCUCGUCUACAGCGCAGCAGCAGUAUCUUGAUAGAAGUACUCCUACUCCAGAAACAACAGCAAGAACGACUUCCGUCUCACGAGAAGGUCUUUUUCUACGACAAGCACAGGCUGAAGACGUUUCUCAGGAUUCCGUGUUUUUCACCAACGGAGACUUCCACUUUGUGCAUGAAGGCUUCAUGAUUUUCACGAAGAUUCAGGACAAAAGAACAGGAUCAGCUCCAGCAGGCAACGUCCUAGACAAAUACACACCAACGGAGAAAGAGUCUUUGUUUCUGCAGGUAGGAGAUCGAGAUGGAGACGACGUUGAGGCUGUUGAAGAUGUUGAAGAGGCGGCACACACGCCAAAGACUGAGAAAAGAGACUUCUCAAACGGAAACGUCCAACUAAGCCAACGCGGGAAAGAGGAACUGAGCGUCUUCGAGCAAAUUUUGUUGUUGACAGAAUACAUGCCAGUGACACAGACAAGCAUCAAUGGCGAUCCGGCGACGGCGAGGACGGACUUUCAUCAUGGUUAAGGACUGGCAGUUUUUGUUUCUGGUUUUGGAUUUUUCGCUGAAUCACGGCAAAUCGAAGUCAUACAAAGAGGAACUAGCACAAGCAAUCUCUACAUAUAUUAUAAAGAGGAUGGUCAUUAUCCUACUUCCCUGAAAAGAAUAAUGUAGAGACUGCUUGUGGUAGUUCCUUUUCGUGAGAAUUCGAUUUGAUGUAAUUGGAAAUGAACAAGGAGCUCAUCCCCGCUAGAUCGCGGGGAAAUGAAAAGCAAUCUCUAGAAGUACAUCGUUUUAUUAUCAGAGAAAUAGGAUAAUGACCAUCCUCUAGCUCUAGUACAUUGUUUUAUUAUCAGAAAAAUAGGAUGAUGACCAUCCUCUAGCUCUCGACUAUGUAUACCCCUAAUAAAUCCGACAUUACUACGCUGAGAAUGGUCUCGGAGCCGGGAUGUUUUACUACUUCUUUCAGAAACUCAAACUGCUCAAGCCUCACGUCUUAGACCGCUGCGAUUGGAAUUACUACCUAGAGUUGCAGUUUAGGUCGAAAGGUCGAAACGUUGGAGGCGAAGAUGUGCAUGAGAUCAUGUUUGGUGGUGAUGGUCGUGGUGAAGAAGGUGCUAGUGCUAGUACUCCCCCGUCUACCUCCUCUUCGACAACGUCACACGAAAAACAUGAUGCGCUUUCUCAGGAUGAACAAGAUGAAACUCUGGGCACAGCGUCUUCCGUGUUGUCAUGGUAUAGCACACUUCUGCACAGUGUAGAUCGAGAUCCGGAGAUUGAGCAAUUGAAAUAUCUGCUUCUAGAAUUGGCCGGUGCCGGACAUGAAGAAAACGACGACAAAGCAGGUGGCCGUGGCACCCAAGACGGCGCUUCCUCUACUGAUCACAAAAGCUGGCUUCGAUUACUGGACAUGCUCGAGUGGUCUGAGUUACCGCGGCUUGGCGUUCGCAUAGCCCCAGUUUUGCGACAGAAUCUUGGCGAGAGGCAUCAGUUUUACACUGAUCUUACACAGAGCAAAAACGGGACCCACGCCUAUGAAGCCGUGAGCAAUACUCUGCUGUUGCUCAAGGAUCGUCUUCGGCAUCUCUUGAAUCGCUCUUCCUCGUCCAAACUCGCCCUUUUCCCAUCCCGCUUGCAGCCACGUUGGUGCCGUAGCGCGUCGCUGAUGGGGCAAACCCCAGGCCCAAACGGCACACCUACUUAUGCCUUGUGUCUUCAGUGGCCUGUUGAGGUAGCUGAGUAUGGUGAGGCUCGAGUCGACCGAUGUACGCUGGAUCGUGGGCCACCCACUGUGGUGCACAAACUUGACAGGGACAUCAUGCUCCAAGUGGAUUCCUUGCAGGAAAGAUUGCCAAGGUGUGACGCUGAGGGGGUUUAUUGAUAAUCAUUAGUUGUUGAUUUUUAUUUUUUCUACGCCGCACAUGCAUCUCGACGUAGAGGACCACGUCAUUGAUUUUUAUUUUUUCGCGUCAAACACAAACACAUACAAAUUCAACGAUUGCGAACACGCAACAACACCAAAUUCAAUCGCUAUUGACCAGUACCUGCAUGAUUUGGAAAAUGUCGUGAUAUGCACGCAGCCGCGCGCCCAUUCUGUUGAGUAGUUAAUACAAGCUUGCUCUAUGGAUGGAAACGUGCUUGGAUGAGACGACUUGGCGAUCCGUGCCACUUCCGUGCCGCGUCGGAAGGAGCCAAAAUAUGUUCGUGUAAAAGAUGCACAUCAUGAGUUGUUGAUAUUUCGCUCUAAAAACGAACCGGUGAAAUUAGAUGUCAAAACGAGCGUCUCGCGCUUCUUCUUGGCUAUUGCUUACAUUUUGGCUCAAUACGCGAUGAUGAUGAUGAUGAUGAUGAUGGUGGUGAGUUCCUCUCGUGAGUCGUAACGUAUUGCUCUUUCUAGCGCGUUGGAGGUGGCUCUCUAGUAUCGCUUAUCAUAAGUAGGUACGAAUACGAAAAUUCUAAUGAAUUCGGACUCUCUGCUACUAUCGUCCGUGGUAGCCAUAAUACAUAUCCACGUAAGAAGAACAAGGUCGUUCUAUACGUGAAUAAACAGAUGAAAAGAUUUGUUUAUGUAAAAAGGCAGUAGUUUUCAUGCCUGGAUUCGUUGACAGCGCGCACCGUUUCUAACCAUUCAUGUUACGGACCGCAUGGGCUGGAGGUCAGUCGUUGGCGCCUUGUUUGUGUUGUUUCUUGUUUGUUUGGUUGUUCGUCGUGGCCUUGUGCGCGUUUCCUUUCUCUCCAAUCAAACCAGGGCUAGGAAGGGUUAGUGGGUACUUGAUGGUUUAUUCUUGACUUGAUCAUCUAGCACAGAAUGGAGUAGCGGCUGCGUCUGCAGUAAACAACUCAACACUUAUGUAAAGGUAUACUUCUCCAAAAGAAUGAUUGUAAAUUUUAUCAUGUGGAGCUGGAGGUCGUGUAGAACGAAGAACUUACUGCGUUCGAGCUGAUCUGCGUCAUUUAAAAACAUGAAUAUGUUGGAUCGUGAAGAUUCUCAAGUAGAGGGAGAGCCUUCAUCGUUGGGACAAAUGGCGAAGCAGAGGAGUGGGAGGCUGCGUUACAGAAGCGUUUGUAGACUGUGAAAUGCCAGCGUUGUGGUGAAAACAGGGUGACGCUAGAAUUAUUGCGAGGAAGACCAUAUCAGCCUUUCGUCGAAUGGAGCGAAAUUCGAAGCAAAGAACUAGGCUGGAAUUAUUGUUAUCGCUGUCCGGCUGCACACGUGAUGGUCGUGACGCAUGUGCAGAUUGCUCCAACAAGCAGGGUGGUGGAAACAAGAAGUAGUGGAAUCCUUCUUGAUUGCUUGGGGUUGGAGAACCAUCAGCAUGUGCGACCCCUGUUGGUUCCCCAGUUAUUAGGAGAUGAUACAACUCCAACUCCUGCUCUACUUUUUCUAGGCUUGUUGUUCCCUAAAAAUUGUAUCGUAAAAAACCUCUUGCCAACGUAGGUAUGUUUCCCCAUAAUAUUAAGUAGUCGUUCAUUCACCUAGUACAUGUACAGAGCGUUUUCAUUUCCGUUGUUCCUUCCUUAUAAAAAGCACCACGCAAGACUUCUUCAAUCAGGACCAAUAUUGACUUUUUUAUUUUUUUAUUUCAUCGAUCGCGAUCCAAGGCCAGCCAUUUAUCAAUCUGGUUACAUCUAUGUCGGAAUCGGAUCGAUCAUGACAAUCAGUGAG